Tricharina praecox is the source of this 957-nucleotide messenger RNA. RefSeq lists its product as uncharacterized. The record is from RefSeq and is a predicted model, not a curated record. Bases 1 to 957 code for a protein of 318 amino acids. NCBI's taxonomy places the organism in Eukaryota, Fungi, Ascomycota, Pezizomycetes, Pezizales, Pyronemataceae. The transcript is spliced from 8 exons.
AUGCUUUUCUGGAUGUUUUUGCCCUCCUUUCCCCGCUUGAGUUCGCUUCCGCUCCGUCCUCUUUCUCCAUUUCCCACCAUCCUUUGCGAUCACUAUUACCACCUGCUUUCGUCGAUCAACUUGAUGGGUGUUUCAAGGCAAUCGCACCCAGCAGUACCUGCUGAAGAUAGAUACCGUGGGGUACCCGCGCCGCAUACGAGCCUCUCCGAUCAGCCGGUGCUUGAUAACGAAGUAUUUGCAGAAGCCAAGCCAGACGAGCAGAAGGUGCGAGACGACGACCGCGAUCCCGAGGAUGACACCCGCGAGAAUACGGUAGCUGCACGUGUUGCGGUCGGACAUCCACGUGAUGAUCAACUAGGCCCGUCCGGCUUCCGGUGGCCCCGAUACUUUAUCGGGGCCGCCGAUGAGGAGUCCACCGAUUACUCCGAAGUCAACGAUGAGGAUGUUGUCCACCUCUUCACGGAAACAGGACCCGCCGGCAUGGUGACAUACCAUGUCACCUACAAAACUAUGGGAUGGGAGACCCGGUGUACGACCAAGACGCUCCUUCGCAAGUACAAGAAAGAGGCCCGGGAAGCUGUGAAAAACGCCAAUAAGUCCAAGGUCGGAGCCGGAGACAAGUGCCAGAUCAUCGCUUCGGACAAAGAAACCGACUACGAUGAAGCUGCCGAGUCUUUCGGGUCAGACAGCGAGAUCGACGAGACACCGAAGCGUACCGGCAAGGUUUACUCCACUGAAGUGGACCCUGAUUUCAGGGCCCGCUACAAGCACCUAGACUUUGAGCACCUCGAUGAGGUAUCUGGAAUGCCAAGGCUGCCCAGCAGGAGCAUGCGAUCGCGCAGUCGCGCGAGGAGGGCGAGGGAGAGGGGGGAUAAUCACGGAUCCGACAGCUGGGGCGUUCAGAGGCUGCUGGGACAGCACGAGUUGCAGUCUGACGAUACCAACGCUUUGCCCUAG